This is a messenger RNA of Stegastes partitus (bicolor damselfish), 4543 nucleotides long. RefSeq names its product TOX high mobility group box family member 3 (gene tox3). Lineage: Eukaryota; Metazoa; Chordata; Actinopteri; Pomacentridae. The record is from RefSeq and is a predicted model, not a curated record. The transcript is spliced from 7 exons. Gene Ontology annotation, cellular component: nucleus. The coding region runs from base 714 to 2588 and encodes 624 amino acids. Gene Ontology annotation, biological process: regulation of transcription by RNA polymerase II. Gene Ontology annotation, molecular function: chromatin DNA binding.
GCUGAGCGGGAUACUCUUGUGUACUACAUCACACUCGCUAAUUGCACCAUCUGUGGAGUGUUGUUCUGCUGCUUGUUUUACAAACGCCGUGUUUAGCAGAUGGGCCAGCUAGCUACUUUCUUCCUCCAACUGCUGCUCCAACUAGUUCGCUAAGUUGGACAGAUAAAAACUUCUGACAGAGGAGACGGACGAGUCCCGCUGUAGCUCCUGUUCCUGACGUGCGGACUUUUUACUUCGCGGUUUUCCUCGACACUUUAUUUCCAGUUUGUGUGUGUUUUUUUUCUUUCUUCUUCUUCUCCCUGCGCGUGAAGGAGGAGGAAGAGGAGGUGGACCCACGCUCAGCCGCCGGUCUCGUGGCUCCUUUGUAUACAGCAGCGGCAGCAGCAGCGGCAGCAGCAGCAGCAGCUGUGUGUAAAUGCAUGGACACAGCGCGUCUGCUGCUCUGUGAGGGACACCAGCUUCUUCUUGGGCUCAGUCCAGCCUGCGUGUCUUUAGAAAUGAAGCGGGCGUAGGAGAGGAAUACCAAAACUUUACCUUGCUCUCCUUUCCCUUUUCUGCCGUAGUUGUGUCGUUGAACCCCGACAGAGCUCGGGUCAGCUCCGCCGCCUCUCUCUUGUGCUCCAUCUGUCUGGUGCGCGCCUGGAUUGUAAACGGCACAAACGCACAGAGCUCGGUGCAGAACGGCUACAGCUGCGCGGCUCCACUCACUCAACAUGGAUGUAAGAUUUUAUCCGACUGCCGGUGGGAAUGCUAUUCCAGGAGAGCCACCGAACCUGGAUUUUGCCCACUGUCUGGGCUACUACAACUUCAAUAAGUUCCAGAACAACAACAACUACAUGAACAUGGCCGAGGCGAACGGUGCGCUGCUCGCUGCUGGGGAUACUUUUCAUACGCCCAGCCUGGGUGACGAGGAGUUUGAGAUUCCCCCUAUCACACCUCCACCUGAGACGGAGUCCGGUCUGGGUCUGUCAGAGGUGGACUCACCGUUCCCAGCGAUGCCAGAGCCCCCAGCUCCGCACAGGGGUCCCUUAAUCCCUCAGUUCCCCCCACAGAGCCUGGAUCUGCCCUCGAUUACCAUCUCACGCAACAUGAUGGACCAAGAGGGGGUGUCUGUCAACAAUGGCCAGCCUGUGAAUGUUGGACCGGGCCAUCUACGUCAGUACCCGCCCAACCCAGCCAUGGUGAUGAAGUCCAUCAUCAGCAUGAACAGCCCCAACGGCAUGAUAUCACGGAAUCAGCUGACCACCAUCAACCAAUCCCAACUCAACGCGCAGCUGAGCUUAAACAUGGCAGGACCCAACAUCACCCACACUUCCCCGUCACCGCCUGCCAGCAAGUCCGCGACCCCGUCCCCCUCCAGCUCGAUCAACGAAGACGACCAGGACGACGGCAACAGGGUCAUUGGAGAGAAGCGGCCAGCCCCCAUAGAUCCCACAAAGAAGCCCAAGACUCCCAAAAAGAAGAAGAAGAAGGAUCCCAAUGAGCCCCAGAAGCCGGUGUCUGCUUAUGCUCUGUUCUUCAGAGACACCCAGGCCGCCAUCAAGGGUCAGAAUCCCAACGCCACCUUUGGAGAAGUGUCCAAGAUCGUGGCGUCCAUGUGGGACGGUCUGGGAGAGGAACAGAAGCAGGUUUACAAAAGCAAAACAGAAGCUGCCAAGAAAGAAUAUUUAAAAGCCCUCGCAGCGUACCGUGCUAGCCUGGUUUCCAAGGCUGCAGCAGAAUCAGCUGAGGCCCAGACGAUCCGCUCAGUGCAGCAGACUCUGGCCUCCACCAGCCUGUCCCCUGGCCUGGUGCUGCCAUCGCCCCUCAACCAGCACCCCUCCAUGCCAUCAGCUUCCCAGGCCCUCCAACAAGCCCUGCCAAGGGCCAUUGCCCCAAAGCCCCUGCAGAUGAGACUAGGGGGCAGUCAGAUCGUAACCUCGGUUACAGUUUCCCACCAGAACAUGUCCUCCGGGAUGCCCCCGCAGCUGCUCGGCCAGAUGGGUGCCGGAGGGGCCAUGGUGGCGGGUGCCCAGUCCACAGCGGUGUCUCAGAUGAGCCCACCCAUGCAACCGGUGCAACAACAUGCGAUGCAGCAGCUCCAGCAGCAGCAGCAGCAGCAACAGCAGCAGCAGAUGCAGCAGCACCUCCAGCACCAUCAGAUGCAGCAGCAGCAGAUGCACCACCAGCAGAUCCAGCAGCAGAUGCAGCAUCAGCAUUUCCAGCACCACCUCCAGCAACAGCUGCAACAGCACCACAUGCAGCAGCAGCAGCAGCAACAACAACAGCAACAGCAGCAGCAGCAGCAACAACAGCAGCAGCACAUGCAGCUGCAGCACAUGCAGAUGCAGCAUCAGCUGCAUCAGCAGCAGAUUCAACAUCUCCAGCAGCAGCAGCAGCAGCAACAACAGCAACAGCAACAACAACAGCAGCAGCAGCAGCAGCAGCAUCAGUCCCAGUGUUCCCCACCCCAGCACUCUCCUGGUACACCCCAUUCAGUGGGAGGCUCUACUUCCCUCGGCAGCCCCCAGCCAGCCCCGCAGCAGCAACCACACCCCUCCCAAAUCCAGGCCCACGCCCAGGUCCUGUCCCAGGUCAGCAUUUACUGAGCCAAAUGGAAAUCCUAUCUCAAAGAACAGGAAUAGAAUAAAAGCAUCAUUCCACGUUGCUUUUCUAAGUUGCACUUAAGAAGUGUUUAAGAUUUAGAAUGUUAUACAAAGAACUUGUCCAUCGUUAUAGCCAGAUAUGCACAUGCGUGUACAGGAGGUAAACAUGUUAGCUGGGUUUUUGUCUAUAAAAUAGGCUGCGCUAUGACAGAAGCCUGUUGGGGUGAGCACCCAGUGAUUGUUUAUUUGUUUGUUUGUGAGGUCUUUCAGUUGUCAAGUUGAACUGACUGGGCACACAAUAUGUUGAAAGAUGUGUAUCUUUCACUGUUUUAUUUAACAAUAAAGCUUUAUUUAUGAGGCCAGAGUUGGACAGUGUAAGGACAUUCUGAAUGCGUUUCAGCAAAAAAGGAUUUUUAUCAGCUCUUGCCUGGACUGAAUGACUCACAGGAUCCUUGCUGGAAACCAGUAACCCACACAUCAGUCUUUGUUCCCACACUGGCCAGUAUAUAGCAGACUUUCUUUACUCCAACCUUUCUCUUUCACCCAUCCUUCUCGCAGAUGUAACUGUUCAAAUCAUCACACGUUGGAGGCUCAGCGAUAGUCGAACGUACGUUUAUAAAUCAUGUUACAAACACAGACAAUGUCUUUAGAAGAGGGGAACUGAUAAUAAAAAGGUUUCGGGAUGCAGAUCUGUGGAUGAACGACUGAACAGACGGAGACAGAAACUGCCAUAAAUCAUUUACGUCAUCACAUCAUCAAACUGUAGCUGUAAUCUGCUGUACAUGUUUUGUAGAGUGGGGAGAGAUGAGACCUCCUUUACCCAGUAAGAUAAUUUGCCCAAAAUCGUGUAACUGGCAGCACUCUUCCCCCCCCUCCCCCCCGAAAAAAAAUUCUUCUUUAAUCUAUUUGUUUUUACUUCAGAUGUUUAACAAUUAAAUUAUGUUUUUAUUUUGUGUAACAAAGGGGAUAUUUUAUGGUAAAUACAAAUUUCCGGAUCAAGGCAGAUGGUUUGGGGAUUGAUGUAUUUUUACUCUGCUCCUUGAUACUGUCAUUGUUUUAAAAAAAGAAAACUAGCAGAGCCAGUUUGUUGCACUGCCAAAGCCAACUAAAAAGGCAUCGGAGGUAUUUUUGCCAGCUGUACAGAAGUCCCUGGAAAAAAAACAAAAAAAGAAAAUGUUGUACAUUUUUCAUAUCACCUGUUGUAAAGUUUUAAUAUGUGAGGCUUUAAUUAAAACAUUGUUAAACGACCUGUGGAUUGCUAUAUCACAUAGUGCAUUUCUGCUCUUUUAUACUUUUUUAUGAGUUACAAUAGCAGCAAUUAAUUUUGUUUGUAUUUUUGCUUAUAAACCAAUUGCAUUUGAAAAACUGUCCAUAGAAUAAAUGCAUAUUGGUAUGGAGUUCUUGGAAAAAAAGUUGUUUUCAGCUCACGAUAGAAAAAGUAAUUUAAUGUUGGAGUUCUUUGCUCAGCCAUGAAGACGAAUCCGGAGACAUUCCAUCACUAAUAUGAUAGUAGCCAUAAUUUUGUAUGAAGUAUUAUAUAUUUCUUUGUGUCUCUGUUCAAAAUUAAACUAUCAAUCACAAAUAUUUAUUUGAAGGAAUCGGUUUCUUUCAAAAGUUAGCCAUAAUUUCUAUGGGGUUCCUCUUGACGUCUCCUUGUACGCUACUGAAAAGAAAUACGGUGAUAAAUAUUCAUAGCGCUCGGUUCUCUACGAGAUAUAAACAAACAAAAAAAGAAUCAAAUAAAUUUGUAUGUUUUCUAUGGAGUAAUUCUAUAAGAGAAAAGAUACUUGGCAGGGAUAUAUGAGCAUUGGUGUUGGAAUUAUUAUAGUGUGUGCUGUUUCUCAGUGAUUUGAAUGGAAGUUCAUUGUAACUGUGUGUAAAAAAAACAGUGUUGAUACUGGACAAGGUCAGCAUGUAACUGGUACUUGUCUCAAUAACAGUCCCCUUCUCACACACCA